AUGGUUUUAGCAGAUUUAGGUCGCAAAAUAACUACUGCUCUGCAGUCUUUAAGCAGAGCUACCAUUAUCAAUGAAGAGGUUUUAAAUUCUAUGCUAAAGCAAAUUUGUGCAGCACUAUUAGAAGCUGAUGUAAAUAUUCGCUUGGUUAAGAACCUAAGAGAGAAUGUACGUGCAGUUAUUGACUUUGAUGAAAUGGCUGGUGGUCUUAAUAAACGGCGGAUGAUACAAUCUGCUGUCUUUAAAGAGCUAGUUAAAUUAGUAGACCCAGGUGUAAAACCAUAUCAACCAGUCAAAGGAAAGCCCAAUGUAAUCAUGUUUGUAGGGCUUCAAGGUUCUGGUAAAACCACAACUUGUACAAAAUUGGCUUAUCACUAUCUAAGGAAAAACUGGAAAUCAUGUCUUGUGUGUGCUGACACAUUUAGAGCAGGUGCUUAUGACCAGGUCAAACAAAAUUGUACGAAAGCCAGGAUACCUUUCUAUGGCAGUUAUACAGAAGUAGAUCCUGUAGUAAUAGCAACAACAGGUGUGGAAAUGUUCAAAAAAGAGGGCUUCGAAAUGAUUAUUGUUGAUACAAGUGGUCGUCACAAACAAGAAGAAUCACUUUUUGAAGAGAUGUUGGCAGUGGCAAAUGCUAUUAAACCGGACAACAUAAUUUUCGUAAUGGAUGCUACUAUAGGGCAGGCUUGUGAGGCACAAGCUAGAGCUUUUAAAGACAAAGUUGACAUUGGAUCUGUAAUAAUCACAAAGUUGGAUGGACAUGCUAAAGGUGGCGGUGCACUAUCUGCUGUUGCAGCUACACAAAGUCCUAUUAUCUUCAUUGGUACUGGUGAACACAUUGAUGAUUUGGAACCAUUUAAGACUAAGCCUUUUAUUAAUAAAUUGCUGGGUAUGGGAGAUAUUGAAGGACUAUUAGACAAAGUUAAUGAACUUAAACUUGAUGACAAUGAUGAGCUGUUAGAGAAAUUGAAGCAGGGUCAGUUUACAUUACGCGCUAUGUAUGAGCAAUUCCAGAAUAUUAUGAAAAUGGGGCCCUUCUCACAAAUAAUGGGAAUGAUUCCAGGCUUGUCUCAAGAUCUUAUGUCAAAAGGCAGUGAACAAGAAUCUAUGGCAAAACUAAAGCGUCUCAUGACAAUUAUGGAUUCAAUGAAUGAAGGGGAGUUGGACCACCGUGAUGGUGCAAAACUCUUUUCUAAGCAACCCACUCGAAUCACAAGAGUGGCGCAAGGAGCAGGAGUCACAGAAAGAGAUGUUAAAGACCUGAUUGCUCAAUAUACUAAAUUUGCGGCGGUAGUUAAAAAAAUGGGAGGAAUUAAGGGCUUAUUUAAAGGAGGCGAUAUGGCGAAAAAUGUCAACCAAACUCAGAUGGCUAAACUAAAUCAACAAAUGGCCAAAAUGAUGGAUCCUCGUAUUCUUCAACAAAUGGGUGGAAUGUCAGGACUUCAUAAUGUUAUGAGGCAACUCCAACAAGGCUCCAGUGGGAUGAAUAGUUUGAUGGGUGGAAAAUGA
Molecule: messenger RNA, 1506 nt
Organism: Parnassius mnemosyne (clouded apollo)
Lineage: Eukaryota; Metazoa; Arthropoda; Insecta; Lepidoptera; Papilionidae
Source: the annotation of a GenBank genome assembly